CCCAGUAGCAUAAUAGUACAAUAUUGAACCGGAAUACAUUUUUUUUAGUAUUGAGCGAAAAUACGCGUGUUAUACUAAUUAAAUUGGACUUAUUGAUAUAACAUCCAAAUCAUCAGCAUCAAUUAUGGGUAAAUUGGCUACAAAUGAAGCUGCAAAGCAGAAAAACGUCGUUCAGGGAUCGGCAAUAAAGAAACCUCGUGGAAACCGUACUGUUGGUAAAAACAAUGCUUUGAACCGUUUGGCCUUCUCGCAGAGGUGGCUGGAAGACAACGACAAGGAUCGUAAACCAUUCAGUGAUGAACUGUUCAGCAACGUAUUUUCUAAGGAAAAUAUCGAGAAAUUGGUUGAUGUUGUCAAGAAUGCCACAGAGACCGAGGUGAGCCAAAGUCGACGACUCUUGCCGGAUGACUACAUCUACUCGCUACAAAUAACCAGCCAGAGAGUACCCCAUGUCCCGGUGCAUUUGUCACGAAUUCUGUUGCCGCAUUCCAUCGAAACAACCGAGGCCGACGUUUGCUUGUUUGUCAGAGAUCUGAAGCGUGGCCGAAAAUUAGACUUUGAGCCCACAAUCAAACACUACGAGCAACUAUUGCGGUCAAAGAAGGUCACCCAGCCAAUAACAAUCAUACCGGUCAAUCAAUUGUACAAUGAAUUCGCAUCAUUCGAAUUGCGUCGUAAGCUCACAUACUUGUAUGACAAGUUUUUGGUGGAUAAAGCCGUUGCAGCCCAUGUCAAUGGUUUUCUCGGCAACAAAAUUAUGCUGAAAGGUCGAUCAGCCAUACCAAUUGACAUACAGAGCGAAAAUCUUCCGGAUGAAAUUGAAACCAAUUUGCGGAAAGUGUUCUACAAGCACAUCAACAACGGAAUCGUUCAAAUGGUGCCAGAUCGGUGUAGACACAGUAUGAGCAAAGAACAGAUUGGUGAAAACAUUAUCGAAUUACUGAAGCAAUUGGGCACUCUACAUCCGGGUGGAUCAAACAACAUUUACAAAUUGCAUUUGAAACCGAACGUUAACAUUUCCGUGGCCGUUCCAAUUUACAUCAAUACGGAAAAAGCUGAAAAUUUGCGUCCGUCAAAUGUCACCAAAACCGAAGCACCGGUUCCCGAUGGUCUCACUAAAGUCAGAAUUCAAGGCAAGUCAAUAAUUGGUGACAACAUUGUGACUAGCGAUGACGAUACGGAAACGGUUGAAGCAAAACCAACCACUAAACCCGAAGUAGCUAAAGCCGCUGCUGCGCCCAAUGCACCAAAAGUCGAAGAUACUCAAAUUCAGAAUUUGAUUUUGACCAAUUUAAAGAAAAUGGUCGGAAACGAGGCACCCGCUCUGCCCAAGAAACAAGUUAAUCAAUCUAAUACCGGUACCGCUAAUAAAGCGAUUGCACGUCGUGCGAAUCCGCCUCGUGCGCAAAUGCGUAAUGCUGGCAAUAAUAUGAAUCGACAACAGUCGAUCGGUAAUCGAAACGACGGUGGGAAUAAUCGCGGCAACAUGGGAUCUCUGAAUCGCAGCUACAGCGGAAACGGUAACAGUAUGCUGUCAGACUUUGGUUUGAAUCGAAAUAUGUCAUUCGGAAAUGAUCUGGGCAACAACAUGCGAAACAGCAUGGGUGGUGACCUGGGUGGCAAUAUGAGUUUCGGUGGAAAUUUGCGCGGAAACUCAAAUUAUGACAAUAAUAUGAUGCGUGGAGGUUUAUCGAACCCGUCCGAUUUCAGUUCUGAUUUUAGUAGCAUAGGCAUGCGAAGAUCGAGUAUGAUGGGUUGGGUUCAAUGGGAUCCAAUGCGAUGGGAUCGAGCGGCAGAGGAUUCGAUAAUAGUAGCGGAAUGGGAAUGUCUGGUUCGAGUUUCAACAGUGGAAGCAUGUGGGGAAAUAGUAACAAUUCCAAUGGAGGUGGUGGUAGUGGCGGCGGUUACAACAACUCGUGGAACGGAAAUUCGAACCGUUUCUAGUAAUUUCCUUGACACACUCCUGAUCAUAAACAAAAAAAGUACUUUUAAUUUAUCAAUGAAAUUAUCGCAUUAGCUCGUAAUUUGUAUUAUUAGUUCAAGAACAAAUCUGAACAUUUAACCGAUUCUUUUUGGUAUUAUUUUUUUUAUAAAACGUAAUGUAGAAUCUAAUGUACUUUGGUUCCAUUAAAGAUCUUUGACGAUGCGA
Messenger RNA from Bradysia coprophila, 2149 nucleotides. RefSeq names its product ribosomal L1 domain-containing protein CG13096-like. The record is from RefSeq and is a predicted model, not a curated record. Lineage: Eukaryota; Metazoa; Arthropoda; Insecta; Diptera; Sciaridae.